This is a messenger RNA of Coregonus sp. 'balchen', 37915 nucleotides long. The record is from the annotation of a GenBank genome assembly. Lineage: Eukaryota; Metazoa; Chordata; Actinopteri; Salmoniformes; Salmonidae.
UUCUCAACCAGGGGAAGGCAUUCCAGGAAGACUGCAGGAGUAUCUUCGUGUACCUCAUGGCUGCGGUACUUGGAAACAGCACCCGAACUAUGGGAACUUCAGACUGUGAGCUGAGAAGCCAGUUCAAAAGGAGGAACAGGAGGAGGUCGACAAGAAAAGGUCAGUAGACAACUUGUUGUGGUCAAAUGAUGAGUUGUCGCCGUGAGUUCAAUGUAGACAGAAGAUCACAGAAUCAACCCUUCGUUGAGAUUAUCAAGUUUGCCUUGAGGGUUUCUUUGUAAGAUAAAAUCAGAAAGCCUGAAAUAAACGCAGGAAUAAUUUGUCACUGCAUCGUUAUUGGAAAAUAUCUUUAUGUUAUGCUGGAGGUUUAAGGAUUGCCAGUGGUCAUAAAAUGUAGCCUACAUUAUUACAAAUAGGAUCAUACCACACUGUAAAACCAAGUAUCUGUGCAGCACAUGCACAACUCAUUUCUACAAGGAGUGAAGUGAUAUAAUUGUUUAUUAAUUGAUCUCCUCAUAUUGGAGGCAACAGAAAAAAUGCACUGUGGGUUGAAUUUUGAUUCUCAUAUUAUUGAACUGUAAGUGCCUUUGGUCCUGAAUUGAUUAGAAAGGAUUGUAUAAAAUAGGCAUACUCCAAUCAAUGGAAUGCUUUGACCAAUAAUUUUAAUGGCUUUUGAUAGUUCUCCCCCUCUAUCUCCUGUUAUUUAAAUUCACUCUCAUUGUCAUGAAAGCCCUGACAAUCAUUUAUAUUGUCCUCUUGGCAACAGGUCAACAUUUUAGGAUUACACUGCACUGCCAUUGUUCUUGACACACUAAUCCUCAGAAAAUGCUGCAGAUUAUUUCAUAAGGGGCUUUGUAUUAAAACCUAUGCUUAUUCAAAGUGCCUAAACCUUUUCCAUUCCAUGUACGACCUAUUGGCCUUUUGCUGCUCAAGGUGAAUUGAUGGGAGAGUGUAUAAUGAUACAUGGAGUGAAUGCAUUGCAUGCGCCCAAAAUGCUACCCUAUUCCCAUUAGUGCACUACUUUUAGUGCAGACUUCAAAAUAAUCAGUGGUCUUCUAUUGAGGUAGUUUGUUGUAAUGAUUUAACUAAAAGGUUAUUUUGAAUUGAUAUGUUGACAGAAGGGUUGUGGGUGCGGGUGUAUAUUUCUCUUUUGAAUGUGGGAUGUGGUAAACAUUUGAGUAGGCUAUAUAAAUAUUCAAAUUAUGAGACAAAUAUAUGACCUUGGAACUUUUCUUGGAUAUCAUUAAAGUUUUCUUUAAAGACAAUAAUGUUUUGAUCAUUAACAGAAUACAUUUGAUAAAUUACUGACAAUUUUCAUGGGAAAUUGAUUAUUCUCUCACAUUCCUUAUGCAGAGAGUAGGGGGACUAUUCAGUACUGUAUACUGUACUUGGUUAUUUGGGAAAGUUGUGCAAUAUUGUCCUUUAUUCAGGACAGAUUAACAUGAUGGAACAACAUGGAACAACAGCUGUUGUUUACUAUUUCUGUCAUCUGUUGUUUUCAACAAAAUGUAUUAUGAUGAUUUGUAUCGAUAUUUGUUGAUUUGAUUGCUAUUUUGAUAUAAAGUUACAUUACAGAUGUAGGAUCUUAAUUUGACCUAUACUGCAAAAUAAUCAUGCAGCAACAGGAUUUAAACGUUUAGUCCAUAUUGUUGCUCGAUCGGUGGUUAGGCUAUUAGCUGGCCAAAAAGUAGACUACAUGAAAAGUGCAAUACUGUUAAUAUCAAAUAAAAUGAAGUUGUAUUGGUCACAUACACGUGUUUAGCAGAUAUGUUAUUGCGGGUAUAGUGAAAUGCUUGUGCUUCUAGCUCCAACAGUGCAGUAAUAUCUAACAAGUAAUAUCUAACAAUUUCACAACAUAUACCCAAUACACACAAAUCUAAGUAAGGAAUUAAUUAAGAAUAUAUACAAAUAUGGAUGAGCGAUGUCAGAGCGGCAUGGACUAAGAUACAGUAGAAUAGUAUAGAAUACAGUAUAUACAUAUGAGAUGAGUAAUGCAAGAUAUGUAAACAUUAUUCAAGUGGCUAGUGUUCCAUUUCUUAAAGUGGCCAGUGAUUUCUAGUCUAUGUCUAUAGGCAGCAGCCUCUAAUGUGCUAGUGAUGGCUGUUUAACAGUCUGAUGGCCUUGAGAUAGAAGCUGUUUUUCAGUCUCUCGGUCUCAGCUUCGAUACACCUGUACUGACCUCGCCUUCUGGAUGAUAGCGGGGUGAACAGGCAGUGGCUCGGGUGGUUGAUGUACUUGAUGAUCUUUUUGGCCUUCCUGUGACAUCGGGUGCUGUAGGUGUCCUGAAGGGUGGGUAGUUUGCCCCCGUUAAUGUGUUGUGCAGACCGCACCACCCUCUGGAGAGCCUUGCAGUUGCGGGCAGUGCAGUUGCCGUACCAGGCAGUGAUACAGCCCGACAGGAUGCUCUCAAUUGUGCAUCUGUAAAAGUUUGUGAGGGUUUUCAGUGCCAAGCCGAAUUUCUUCAGCCUCCUGAGGUUGAAGAGGCUCUGUUGCGCCUUCUUCACCACACUGUCUGUGUGGGUGGUCCAUUUCAGUUUGUCAGUGAUGUGUACGCCAAGGAACUUAAAGCUUUCCACCUUCUCCAGUGCGGUCCCGUCGAUGUGGAUAGGGGGGGUGCACCAUCUGCUGUUUCCUGAAGUCCACGAUCAUCUCCUUUGUUUUGUUGACGUUGAGUGACUGUGAUGAGGUGGUGUUGAAGAAGUCAGGCACAGGAGGGUAAAUCACAGAAUAACAGGCUUUAAUACGCAAAAUACAGGUUUACGCAGAAAUGCGUCAAACACACUCCAAGGCACAAAACAGGCGCACUGGAAAAUACAAGGCACACAGGAAAAUACUCCCGUCGAUACACAAUACACAAGUUCCACCGAGCUUCUCAAACCUCCACAAUAAACAAUCACCCACACAGACAAGGAAACAGAGGGAACACUUAUACCUUGACUAAUGAGGGAAUAAGGACCAGGUGUGUGUGAUUGAAGAUAAGACAAAUGGAGUGAUGAUAAAUGGAUCGGCAGUAGCUAGUAAGCCGGUGACGCCGAACGCCGAAACCUGCCCGAACAAGGAGGGGAGGCAGCCUCGGUGGAAGUCGUGACAGUACCCCCCCCCCCCCCCCCCCCCCCGCCUCGGGGACGGCCUGGAGGACGCGGAGCAGGGCGAGCCGGAUGGCGACGGUGGAAAUCCCAUAACAUGGAGGGAUCGAGGAUAUCCCUCACCGGAACCCAGCACCGUUCCUCCAGACCGUACCCCUCCCACUCCACGAGGUACUGAAGGCCCCCCACCCGAUGCCUCGAAUCCAGGAUGGAGUGGACAGAGUAAGCCGGGGCCCCCUCGAUGUCCAGAGGAGGUGGAGGGACCUCCCGCACCUCAGCCUCCUGGAGCGGACCAGCUACCACCGGCCUGAGGAGAGACACAUGAAACGAGGGGUUAAUACGGUAAACAGGGGGAAGUAAUAACCUAUAAGUGACCUCGUUGACUCUCCUCAGGACUGAACGGCCCCACAAACCACGGGCUCAGCUUCCGGCAGGGCAAGCGGAGGGGCAGAUUCCGGGUCGAGAGCCAGACCCAAUCCCCCGGUACAAAGACGGGGGCCUCACUGUGGUGGCGGUCAGCGUUGGCCUUCUGACGACACACGGCGCAUUGGAGGUGAACGUGGGCAGCAUCCCACGUCUCCUCUGCGCACCGAAACCAGUCAUCCACCGCAGGAGCCUCGGUCUGGCUCUGGUGCCACAGUGCCAGAACUGGUUGGUAACCUAGAAUACACUGGAAAGGCGUUAGGUUAGUGGAGGAGUGGCGGAGAGAGUUCUGGGCAUAUUCUGCCCAUGGCAAGAACACCGACCACUCCCCCGGCCGGUCCUGGCAGUAGGACCGCAGGAACCUACCCACGUCCUGAUUUACCCGUUCCACCUGCCCAUUACUCUCGGGGUGGAACCCAGAGGUCAGGCUGACCGAGACCCCCAGACGUUCCAUGAACACCUUCCAGACCUUGGACGUGAAUUGGGGACCUCGGUCAGACACUAUAUCCUCUGGUACCCCGUAGUGCCGGAAGACGUGUGUAAACAGGGCCUCUGCAGUUUGCAGAGCCGUGGGGAGACCGGGCAGAGGAAGGAGGCGGCAGGCUUUAGAAAAGCGGUCCACAACGACCAGGAUGGUGGUGUUACCUUGAGAGAGGGGAAGAUCAGUUAGAAAAUCAACACUUAGGUGAGACCAUGGUCGUUGUAGAACUGGUAAAGGUUGUAACUUACCAGCUGGGAGGUGCAUAGGUGCCUUACUCUGGGCAUCGAGGGGGCCCCGGCGUACUCUGCCCGUUCCAUCCUGGAUUCGAGGCGUCGGGUGGGGGCCUUCAGUACCUCGUGGAGUGGGAGGGGUACGGUCCGGCGGAACGGUGCUGGGUUCCGGUGAGGGAUAUCCUCGAUCCCUCCAUGUUACGGGAUUCCCACCGUCGCCAUCUGGCUCGCCCUGCUCCGCGUCCUCCUGGCCGUCCCCGAGGCCGGGGUUGGCGCGCUGCUGGAGCCGCGCGUCAAGGGGUGGGUGAUUCUGUGAUGAGGUGGUGUUGAAGAAGUCAGGCGCAGGCUUUAAUACGCAAAAUAAAGGUUUACGCAGAAAUGCGUCAAACACACUCCAGGGCAUAAAACAGGCGCACUGGAAAAUACUCCUGUCGAUACACAAUACACGAGCUCCACCGAGCUUCACAAACCUCCACAAUAAAUAAUCACCCACACAGACAAGGAAACAGAGGGAACACUUAUACCAUGACUAAUGUAAAAAUGUCAGGUCUGCAUUUAGCUUUGUUGGUAAUUAAGUUGCAGUGAAACCAGACAUAACAGCAUUCUUUAAAAGACUGAUGGCCAGACAGACAUACUGUCUGAUCUGUCUAUGAAUCAGCAUGAAGGAAUGUUUUAAUCUAAUUUAAUGCAUCAGGGAAACCGGUCAACUUUAAGUCCAUAUUGACACCAAUAUAAUACAGCAGAAAUUAUUACAGUCCACUGCACAGUAACACUGUCAAGAGACGAUAACUGAAACAGACUAUUACUCUUAUUGUAUUUGAUGUUAUAGUAUUCAUGAACCAUAAACUGUAGUAAAGAAACCCAUAACAAUAUCUUCAAUAUGUUCAGUGAGUAGAUCAUUUGAGAGAGUGCUAUUGUUUUGCAAAAAAAAAAAGGUCCAUUAAAGCCUUUUUCAUUGAUUCCACUGAAAUGCAGCCACAAGGCAACAUAGAUUAGAGGAAAUAUAGUAUUUGGUUUGAUGAAGAGGCAGACAAGCAGUCAGUGGUGUUACUAGUUGAAAUGGGGACAUUUUCACAGCUGUUGUAUCAUCGGAGAGCCACAGAUUUGUGCCACACUAUGCCAUUGUUAUUAUCCUCAAUCGCAAUUUAUUUCACAUCACCAUAUGUUUUAGGAAAUAUUUUCAUAAUUCAGUUCCAAGUGUUUAUUGUCAGCUGUGGGUUUAGUUUUUGAACAGCUUUUGUCUGUGUUUGUUUGAUUUGAUGUACUGUAUGAUUAAUUUGAUUUGAUGUCUCUGCUAAGGGCUAUCAAGCUAAAGGGAGUCAAGUGGAAGGCUUGCACUUUCCUCCACAGUGGAACAGGAUGCGUGUGAUCUGCCUGUCGUGAUGAAGGUGUGCUCAGAUAUCAGACAUCUCACUGCUUGACUGGCUCUGAGCCUUUGGUUGAGUGGAGUUAAUGAGAUAUCGUCAUCUAUAGUUCAAAGUUAUGACUGCAGAUUAGAUGGGUGGGCUGUUUUUAAGAAGAUCCAGGGCUGUAACGAGUGUCAGUGUAAUGCGGUGGAUCAAAAUCAGGCGCAGGACACAGAACUCGAGGAAACGUACUUUACUGAACUUGAGUAAAGAAAACAACACAGCAAUACCUUCAUGCAGGAAGGAACUAACCCGCUCACCAAACGACACACGAAAUGAAAAACAACCACGCACAAGACACAUUGGGAGCCACUGGGUUAAAUAGGGUAGGCGUGAUUAAACAAAUGGGAAACAGGUGUGUGACAUAUAUAACAUAGAUCGGCAGUAGCUAGUAUUCCAGUGACGACGAACGCCGCAGCCUGCCUGAGCAAGGAGGAGGGGCAGCCUCGGCAGAAUCCGUGACAGUUUCCGGAAGGGCAAGUGAAGGGGCAGAUUUCGGGUCGAGAGCCAGACCCGGUCCCCCGGUGCAUACACCGGAGCCUCACUGCGGUGGCGGUCGGCACUCACCUUCUGCUGCCCGAUGGCCCGCUGCAGGCGCACAUGGGCAGCGUUCCAGGUCUCCUGCGAGCGCCGAAACCAUUCAUCCACCGCAGGUGCCUCGAUCUGGCUCUGAUGCCAUGGUGCCAGAACCGGCUGAUAACCUAAUACACACUGGAAGGGAGUAAGGUUAGUGGAGGAGUGGCGGAGUGGGUUUUGGGCUAUCUCUGCCCAGGGGAGGAACGCCGACCACUCCCCCCGCCGGUCCUGGCAAUACAACCACAGAAAACUACCCACCUCCUGGUUGACUCUCUCCACCUGCCCGUUACUUCGGGGUGAGACCCUGAGGUAAGGCUGACCGAGACUCCCAGACGUUCCAUGAACGCCCUCCAAACCCUCGAGGUGAACUGGGAACCCCAAUCAGACACUAUAUCCUCAGGUAUCCCAUAGUGCCGGAAGACGUGUGUAAAUAGGGCCUCAGCAGUCUGUAGGGCCGUAGGGAGACCGGGCAGAGGAAUGAGGCAGCAGGACUUAGAAAACCGUUCCACAACGACCAGGAUCGUGUUAUUCCCUUGUGAGGGAGGAAGAUCCGUCACAAAAUCCACCGAUAGGUGGGACCACGGUCGUUGUGAAACGGGUAGGGGUUGCAAUUUCCCUCUGGGCAGGUGUCUAGGAGCCUUACACUGGGCGCACACCGAGCAGGAAGAAACAUAAACCCUCACGUCCUUAGCUAAGGUGGGCCACCAGUACUUCCCACUAAGACAAUGCACUGUCCGACCGAUACCAGGAUGACCAGAGGAGGGUGACGUGUGAGCCCAAUAGAUCAACCGAUCGCGGACCGCCAGCGGAACGUACACACGUCCCUCUGGACACUGGGGAGGAGUGGGUUCGUUACGCAACCUCCCACACCACCGGUGCCACCAGACACGACGCCGGAAGAAUGGGAGUGGGCUCCACGGAACUCCCCUCCGUGUCAUACAGUCGGGUCAGAGCAUCUGCCUUAGCAUUCUGGGAACCUGGCCUGUACGAAAGGGUGAAACAAAAACAAGUGAGAAACAUUGACCACCUUGCCUGGCGAGCGUUUAAUCUCUUCACCACCUGGAUGUACUCCAGAUUGCGGUGGUCAGUCAAAAUGAGAAAAGGGUGGUUAGCCCCCUCAAGCCAAUGUCUCCACGUUUUCAGGGCUUGGACCACGGCCAACAGCUCUUGGUCCCCCACAUCAUAGUUGCGCUCCGCCGGACUGAGCUUCUUAGAAAAGAACGCACAGGGGCGGAGCUUGGGUGGUGUGCCCGAGCGCUGGGAAAGUACAGCACCUAUCCCAGCCUCCGACGCGUCCACCUCAACCGUGAAAGCCAAGGAGGGAUCCGGAUGAGCCAGCAAUAGAGCCGAGGUAAACAGGCUCUUCAGACGAUUGAAAGCCCUGUCCGCCUCAGCUGACCACCGCAAACACACCAGUCCCCCCUUCAGCAAUGAGGUAAUGGGAGCCGCUACCUGACCAAAGCCCCGGAUAAACCUCCGGUAGUAAUUGGCAAAUCCCAAAAAUUGCUGCACCUCCUUCACCGUGGUUGGAGUCGGCCAAUUACGCACGGCCGAAAUGUGGUCACUCUCCAUUUUCACCCCACGCGGACAUGUGGUACCCUAGGAAGGAGGUGGACUCCUGAAAGAACAGGCAUUUCUCUGCCUUGGCAUAUAGGUCAUGCUUCAACAGUCAUCCAAGUACCUUACGCACCAGGGACACAUGCUCGGCCCGUGUAGCGGAGUAUAUGAGGAUGUCAUCAAUAUACACCACUACACCCUGUCCGUGCAGAUUCCUGAAAAACUCAUCGACGAAGGCUUGGAAGACUGAUGGAGCAUUCAUCAACCCAUAUGGCAUGACGAGGUACUCAUAGUGUCCUGAGGUAGUGCUGAAAGCCGUCUUCCACUCAUCUCCCUCCCGAAUACGCACCAGAUUGUACGCGCACCUGAGAUCCAAUUUCGUGAAGAAGCGCGCCCCGUGCAUUGAUUCCGUCAUACAUGCUAUCAGAGGUAAGGGAUAGCUGUACUUGACAGUGAUCUGAUUAAGCCCACGGUAAUCAAUGCUCGGGCGUAACCCACCAUCCUUCUUCUUCAACGAAAAAGAAACUCAAGGAAACAGGUGAAGUGGAAGGCCGAAUAUCAAAUCAAAUCAAAUCAAAUUUUAUUGGCCACAUGCUCCGAAUACAACAGGUGCAGACAUUACAGUGAAAUGCUUACCCUGUCUCAGCGAUUCGGAGACAUAUGUUUCCAUAGCCGCCUUCUCCGCCUGUGACAGAGGAUACACGUGACUCCGGGGAAGUGCAGCGCCUACCUGGAGAUUUAUCGCACAAUCCCCUGGACGAUGGGGUGGUAAUUUAGUCGCCCUCUUCUUACUGAAGGCGAGAGCCAAAUCGGCAUACUCAGAAGGAAUGUGCACUGUGGAGACCUGGUUUGGACUCUCCACCGUAGUAGCCCCCAAGAAACCCCUACACACCUCCCCGAGCACUGACUGGACCAUCCCUUGAGAGCCCUCUGUUUUCAGGACAUAGUGGGAUCAUGAGUGGUUAACCAGGGAAGUCCCAACACCACAGGAUACGCAGGAGAAUCAAUCAGAUAGAGACUAAUCCUCUCCUCAUGACCCCCCUGCGUUCUCAUAGAGAGUGGUGCGGUAACCUCCCUGAUUAGACCUGAUCCUAGCGGGCGACUAUCUAAUGCGUGGACAGGAAAAGGCACAUCAACACAAACAGAGAAUAUUGACUAUCAAUAAAAUUCCCAGCUGCGCAUGAAUCUACUAGCGCCUUAUGCUGGGAAUGAGGAGAAAACUCCGGAAACACAACCUCUAUAAACAACUGACCAACAGGGAGCUCUGGGUGAAUCGGGUGCCUACUCACCUGAGAUGAUCGACCAGUGCUCUGCUUACUGCCUCGACUCCCUAGGGACCCUCCCCAGCACCGACCUCAGUGUGUCCUCUGCGGCCACAGUUGGUGCAGGGGACGGCCCCUCUCCUGGUCUCCCUAAGUGCAGCACCUCCGAGCUCCAUGGGGGUAGAGUCGGAGGUGCUGGGGGAUGGAAUGAAUGAGCCCUGAUCAGAACCUCUGCGGGUCUCCAACAGGUUAUCCAGCCUGAUGGACAUCUCCACCAGUUGGUCCAGAUUGAGAUUGGUAUCCCUGCAGGCCAGUUCCCGCCGAAUGUCCUCCCUUAGGCUGCACUGAUAGUGGUCGAUCAGGGCCCUCUCAUUCCAUCCCACGCUGGCUGCCAAUGUCCUGAACUCCAGCGCAAAAUCCUGGGCGCUCCCCCUCUCCUGUCGUAGGUGGAACAGACGCUCGCCUGCCGCUCUCCCCUCUGGUGGAUGAUCGAAUACCGCCCGGAAGCGGCGGGUGAACUCCUCGUAGCGGACCGAUGCAGCGUCAAUUCCUCCCCACUCGGUGUUGGCCCACUCGAGCGCCUUCCCCGACAGACAGGAGAUGAGGGCGGACACGCUCUCGUAUCCCGAGGGUGCCGGGUGGAUGGUUGCCAGAUAGAGCUCUACCUGGAGCAGGAAACCCUGACACCCGGCUGAUGUACCGUCAUAUGCCCUCGGUAGCGAGAGCCGAAUCCCACUGGGCCCAGGUGGAGAAGAGGUGGACUGUGGUAUGGGUGGUAGAGUGGUUGGAGGAGGUGUGGGAAGGCCACCUCUCUCCCAACGAUCCAUCGUGUUCAUCACCCUCUCCAUGGCGGUGCCGAGCGCCUGGAUGACACUCUCCUGUCGUUGAAAACUGCAGCCUCUGCAGAAUCCGUGACAAGGGCCUUAUGUAUCAAGUGUCUCAGAGUAGGACUGCUGAUUUGGGAUCAGUUUAGCCUUUUAAAUCACAAUUAAUAAGAUUUCAUGGACAGUGAGGUACCUGAUCCUAGAGCAGCACUCCUACUCUGAGAUACUUAUUGCAUACGGCCCCUGAUUUUUCUCUUAAGUACCCACUAAACUGGAAAUAAAAAAAUGUCUCUGAGGUUUUCAAGGUUCAUUAUGUUCAUUGUGUAAUGUCUGGUACAUAACAACCUGUUCAAACUGAUUUAAUAGAGUCCUAUGUUGAUGUGUGUGGUAAUAUGGCUCCUCCUCUCUCUGAGAAUAAUAUUAUGAAGUUCACUUCCUGUUUAUCUGACCACUGCUGAUGGGAACAACCUGCUUGUGAACUCCAAACAUCACAACUACAUGAAUAGUUUGUAGUUUAUUAUGUAUUAGUUAUAAAAUGAGUUUGGGAAAAGUGGCAUCAAAGGAAGCCCACAGACCUCCCUUUGGCUCCUAACCAUGACAGGCUGCUUUCCCCCUGCUAUCUUCAUUUGAUGUCACUCUCUCAGUGGAGACUUUUGGCAGACAGGAGCCUAGCCAAUUGUGUCAGUUUCAUAGUUUCAUUCGUGUUACAUGAGUGUGCUGGUUUCCUCAGAGAGGCGGUUCACAGGUAAAUGAAAGGAGGUUGUCAGAUGAUUGUUCCAUCACCUCUCUCUGGUUCGAUAGAGACAAAAAUCUCAAACCCUCACUACAAUGGGAAAAGACCAACUGGAUUGAGAAAAACUUUCAAAAUUGGUCCAAGUUGUUUUGAAGUUUGGUCAGGGUCACCAGGCUCGUUUGCAAGUUCGACCUUUUAAAGCGUGUUAAAGCCGGCGUGCUCCUAUUUUCAAACCCUAGCGCCAGGAUUUGUAAUUUACCUGUCUUAAAUGAGCUUGCUUGCGCUGAGGUGGAAGGGGUGGCAAUAUCUGAGGUGUGUUCUUCCUUUAAAAUAUUUAAGACCAACCAAAAGCUGGUCUUAGUGGUAACGAGGUUGGUUAUAGAAUGGAUUUUGACAGCCUAUACAGCCCUGAUACACAGUGCCCAUAUGCACAUGGAACAAGAGAGAUGUGCUUUUUGUGCCCGUAAUGUUUUCCCCCCAUUUUGUUUCAUUUUAAUAAAAACCAAUCAUACUCCCCUCUUAAUUAAGGCCGUUUUUUUUGUCCUGCCCAAUGCAUUCACCAAGUAGUCACGACUAUUAUAAAGGGGUUGGCUUGUGAGACCGCUUUGAAGUAAAUCAAAAUCACCAAAGAUUUAUUAGAAGAUUAAGUUUGGGAGCAUCCCCUUUUUAUCUAUGUAGGCUAUUGUACAUUAUUUUAGCCAGCUCCUGUUAUUGUUUUGGAUGUGCAUAAAAUGCCCGUCAUGGAAUAAGAGAUGAGACGAUCCAGUGACACUCGUAUUUAGAAAUAUUUAAAUUAUUUCCCUUUAACAAUUGCUUUAUUUUUUUUCGUUUAGUUUGAUUAAAAAACAAGCCCUUAUACGCUACCCUACUAUAACUAAAGAUGGUUCAACAGCAAUGCGUCUGUUUUGUCUUUCUUAUCCUGACCAUGCAUUAGCCAAAUAGCCUAUCCAUUAAAGGUUUCUAAAUGGUCUACUCGCUCAUGCUUUUGCAUUAUUCAGAAUUCACAUAGGCCUACCUGCAGAGCAUAGGUUACUCCAUUCAGCUUGUAUCGCGCACAUCCAAACAUAUUCAAAUUAUUCAGUCCUAUAACGCCAUAUAACGAUAUGUGCUUCACACAUACAACACCAUUUACAAGAGCCUAGUUUUUUUAUUUGAGGAGAAGUGCGAUGCUUAAAUGGGCCUAUACUCAUUGAAGCUAUGUUGACUUCAACACAUUUUUUUUUUACUGCUGCUAUUACUCAUUACUGUAGCCUACGCUAUUUAAUAAACUGUAUCUAUCCACAAUGGACUAGGAAGAGAAUUGUGCCCCCAGCUGAAUUGGAGAUGACAAUGCAAAGACCGUCAAUAGACUACGGAACUUAAGAUAACUGCAUGCAGAAUUAAGCCAUGAAACGCAUUGAUUGGACAGUGAGGGCCAAGCUCUGCUCCCAUGUAUAAUGUAUGUAUAGCAAAAAUAUUUUGGACCUAUAGCCCUAUUGCCAGUGCUAUUUUUUGGGAAGUACACAGCUCAAAAUGGAAAGCCUAACACCAGCUUUGCAACACUGUGGAUAUUUCCUCCUUGGUAAACAGAAUACACUGGUGGUGUUAGUAGUAAAUCAAUAAUUAUACCAAUUCCUAAAGUAUCAAAUCCCUCUGUGCUGAAUGACUAUCGCCCUGUCGCUUUGACAUCCUUAGUUAUGAAAUGCCUUGAGAAAAUUGUGAAAAGUCAUAUUCUCAGUGUCACCCAGAAGCUCCUCGACCCAUUUCAGUUUGCCUAUCAGACCAGCAGAGGAGUUGAUGAUGCCAUUCUUACCCUCCUUAACAUGGUCUAUAGACAUCUAGAAGGUGCCAAAUCCCAUGUCAGGGUUCUGUUUGUUGACUUUUCUUCUGCCUUCAACACAAUCCAGCCUUACAUUCUGGCACAGAGACUCAUUCGGGACUUUUCCUUAGAUGGGGGGCUGGUUUUGUGGCUGUUGGACUUCCUGAGCCAACGCUCACAGCGAGUCAAAAUAGGUCCCCAUGUGUCGGAUAUACGCAAUACCAACACAGGCUCUCCUCAGGGAUGUGUUUUGUCCCCACUUCUGUACAUCUUGUACACUAAUAGUUGUACUAGUUCCCAUACUGACAGACACCUCGUUAAGUUCGCUGAUGACACUGCCUUGAUCAGCCUGUUGCAUGAUGACGAGGAACAUCAUGGCCCGGUCCUAGAUGACUUUGUAGAGUGGUGUGAGGAAUCACACUUGGUCCUCAAUACUAACAAGACCAAAGAGAUGUGCAUAGACUUCAGGAAGCGUACAACACCUACCUCUGCAACAUCUAUCAGAGGCCAGAAUAUAGAAAUUGUAGAGGAAUAUAAAUAUCUGGGUGUCUUUUUGGACAGUAAGCUUCAGUGGAGUAAAUGUACAGACCAGAUCUACAAAAAGAGCCAACAGAGACUGUAUUUUCUAAAAAAGUUGGGUUCUUUUAAUAUAGACUGUACUAUAUUGACUCUGUUUUACAAAUCCUUUAUUGAGAGUAUUUUAACUUUUUGUAUUGUUUGUUGGUUUGGCAAUGCCACUGUCAGUCAGAGAAACAUGCUGAGAAGGAUUAUUACCACAGCAAGUAAGGUACUUGGAGUCAAACAGACAGGCCUGGAUGAGAUCUUUAAGGUCAGGGCCCUCCGUAAGGCUCACAAAAUCAUUUUAGACCCAAGUCACCCCCUGUACCUGGACUUUGAAUUACUCCCCUCUGGGCGUAGGUAUAGGGCACCCCUCAGUAGGAAAAAUAGAACGAGACAAUCAUUUGUGCCAGGUGUGAUAUCCCUCUUAAAUAGCUCGGGCAAAUGUUCCCAUUGACCCCGUAAGGCCAGCAGGCUAGUCUUUGUUUUGGAUGUUUUGGAUGUUUUGUUUCUUGUUUCUUAUUUUUGUUGGUGCGUGACUGUUGUUGAGAGUUGUAUUGUCAAUCUUGUUUUGUGUUUAACGCCGCUUUGGAUGUGUGCAUGACACUGCAACAGAAUUUCCCCAUGGGGACAAUAAAGUAAGUAAGUAAGUAAGUAAGUAAGUAGUGACUGACUUUUUUCAUUUUUUAUAUUUUCACCCAGCAGGCCCUUUUGUCCACCAUCCCCUCUUCAUCCCCUAUGUGCCCUGAUCAAAGGUAGUGCACUGUAUAGGGAAUAGGGUACCAUUUGGGAUGCAUAAUGGUUUAUUUCCCGCCUCAUUUCCCUUUCCCCCAGCCAGACUCCAACCUGGCCCUGCUGAGCUGGCGGAUUCUACUGAGGAGAAAUUAUGACCAAUUUGUCGCCAUUAAAUGUGAGAUGCUUAUUUGAUCCACUAAAUGGAUUGAAUUGUGGAAAUUGAAUGUAUAUAUAUUGAAACCAUGUUUGCCUCAGCAAACUCAUUUUGUAAAGAUGAUAACAAUGCAAAUAUGCACAUUUUUAACUGGAGAAAUGUUUGUGGUCUUGAUGUUUGUGCAAAAUAAAUGUAUGUACAGUGCAUUUGGAAAGUAUUCAGAGCCCUUGACUUUUUACACAUUUUGUUACGUUACAGCCUUAUUCUAAAAUUGAUUAAAUACAAAUAUUUCCUCAUCAAUCUACAAACACCCCAUAAUGACAAAGCAAAAACAGAUUUUUAGAAAUGUUUACUAAUUUAUUAAAAAUGAAAAACAGAAAUACCUUAUUUACAUAAGUAUUCAGACCCUUUGCUAUGAUAUUCGAAAUUGAGCUCAGGUGCAUUCUGUUUCCAUUGAUCAUCCUUGAGAUGUUUCUACAACUUGAUUGAAGUCCAUCUGUGGUAAAUUAAAUUGAUUGGACAUGAUUUGGAAAGGUACACACCUGUCUACAUAAGGUCCCACAGUUGACAGUGCAUGUCAGAGCAAAAACCAAGCCAUGAGGUCGAAGGAAUUGUCCGUAGAGCACCGAGACAGGAUUGUGUCGAGGCACAGAUCUGGGGAAGGGUACCAAAACAUUUCUGCAGCAUUGAAGGUCCCCAAGAACACAGUGGCCUCCAUCAUUCUUAAAUGGAAGAAGUUUGGAACCACCAAGACUCUUCCUAGAGCUGGCCGCCCGGCCAAACUGAGCAAUCGGGGGAGAAGGGCCUUGGUCAGAGAGGUGACCAAGAACCCGAUGGUCACUCUGACAGAGCUCCAGAGUUCCUCUGUGGAGAUGGGAGAACCUUCCAGAAGGACAACCAUCUCUGCAGCACUCCACCAAUCAGGCCUUUAUGGUAGAAUGGCUAGACGGAACCCACUCCUCAGUAAAAGGCACAUGACAGCCCGCUUGGAGUUUGUCAAAAGGCACCUAAAGGACUCAAGAUUCUCUGGUCUGAUGAAACCAAGAUUUAACUAUUUGGCCUGAAUGCCAAGCGUCACAUCUGGAGGAAACCUGACACCAUCCCUACAGUGAAGCAUCGUGGCAGCAUCAUGCUGUGGGGAUAUUUUUCAGCAGCAAGGACUGGGAUACUAGUCAGGAUAGAGGGAAAGAUGAACGGAGCAAAGUACAGAGAGAUCCCUGAUGAAAACCUGCUCCAGAGCACUCAGGACCUCAGACAGGGGCGAAUGUUCACCUUCCAACAGGACAAUGACCCUAAGCACACAGCCAAGACAAUGCAGGAGUGGCUUCGGGACAAGUCUCUGAAUGUCCUUGAGUGGCCCAGCCAGGGCCCGGACUUGAACCCGAUCGAUGCAGCGACGCUCCCCAUCCAACCUGACAGAGCUUGAGAGGAUCUGCAGAGAAGAAUGGGAGAAACUCACCAAAUACAGGUGUACCAAGCUUGUAGCAUUUUCUAAAAACCUAUUUUUGCUUUGUCAUUAUAGGAUAUUGUGUAUAUUGAUGAGUGGGGGGAAACAAUUUAAUCCAUUUUAGAAUAAGGCUGUAACCUAACAAAAUGUGGAAAAAGUCAAGGGGUCUGAAUACUUUCCGAAUGCACUGUAUGUCUUUGAUGUCAUGACUGGUACCAGUUUUGAAGAGACCAGUGACAUAUCAAAACAUAUAAAUUAACUUUUGAUGACAGAUAUGUUUUUCACUGAUAUUGAUCACUUUACGACAGCAUACAUUUUUCAUAUAAUGAGAAAGUAGUCCAAUGAUUUCCUGGAAAUCUUUUUGGAAAAGCUCAGUGGAUUUAUUCUGGUCAGACUGUUAGCUCAAACAAUGCAUUUAGCCAAAAGGUGGAGUGUCCACUAUGAGAUGAAAUGAGGUACAGUACUUGCUCAACCUCUGAAAAAGAGGUCCAGGAGGUAUCCUUAUCUCCCCAGCAGAACUGGCAACCAGGGACUGGCAGAGAUAAGUAAACUAAUCACUCAGCCACAAAAUGUGUGCGUCCCAAAUGGCACCAUAUUCCUAUUAUAGGGUACUACUUUUGACCAGGGCCCAUAAAGUACUGCACUAAAUAGGCAACAGGGUGCAGGGCUUUCCUAUGUGCCUGAACUGAAUGAGAAUCUUUCGGCUUCCCACAUUGAUAUUUUAAGACAACCAGUAGGUAUAGAUGUCUACAGAUUCAAGAAAACAACUGCUGCGAUUAUUUGUAUUGCUUUGUAAGAAGUGAGACAGAAAAGGGAUAAAACACCCUGUGUACAUAUUUGUCUGUACUUCUACACUUUGUCAAACUGGCAAUGAACUGUGUAUACACUGAAAUAGGUAGUGAUAGGAAGGUGCUUUCAUAGUGUGGGUAGUAGCCUACUGUGCAUAACAUAAGACAGUGAUGCAAUCAUAAACGAUUACAGUCACCAGUACUACAGAGGGUUUUCCUUAAGGCGGCAGGUAGCUUAGCGGUUAGACCGUUGGGCCAAUAAAUGAAAGGUCGCUGGUGAAAAAUCAGUUGAUGUGCCUUUGAGCAAGGCACUUAACCCUACUUUGCUCCAGGGGCACCGUAUUACUAUGGCUGACCCUGUAAAACAACACAUUUAACUGAACCUAUCCGUGUAUGUGACAAUAAAACAUACAUAUUUUAUUUUGAAGCAGAAAUAGAUUUUUAUAAAAUACCUUUUUUUACUAUUGUCCAUUAUUCAUCCAGGGUCCUAUCCUCAGGAGAUUCCCUGUAGUCCUACCGUGGCGUUUAACACAUUACUGGUGCAGCACUGUGUAAUAUGCUUUAAAAUACUGCUUUUUUGGUCCAACAAAAUGUGGAAAAAGUCAAGGGGUGUGAAUACCUUCUGAAGGUACUGUACUUUACUGUGACCUUACACUUUGCAGUUUCCUUGGGUAUUUGAGUAUAUAAAAUGCCGAAAGAAUGAGAUGGGAACCAAAACCACUUAAAGAGAAAAUGUGUUGUACUGUAUAUGUAAUGAUGUAAUUAUAAGGCUUUUAAACUGGAUGCAGCAGGGGAAGCGCUUUCCUGCUCUUUCCUCACCCGCAUUCUUCCAGCUAAUGGUGUAAUUUAGUCUGGAAACAAAAACAAAUAACUGUAUUUUGUCACGCAGCUGCUUUUUAAAAUUUGAUUAUUAUUAUAUUUUAUAGGGGGUAGAUCAGCUUUAAUAUUGCAGAUAGAUUGUGGGUUCUAACAAUAUAAUUGUCUGCAUAAUUUCCAAUCCCCCAUAUAUUAAAAAAUAUAUAUUUUCCCCUAACCCUACCACCCCUCCGCAGAUGUUUAGCUAGUUUUAAUAUCUCUCUCUCUCUCUGAACUCCAUAAGUAUUGAGUGACUUGAUAGAAGAUAAUGCUUACUCAGUUUGUCAGUUUAAAAGGCAAAGAUGCUAGAUAGAACACUAGUAUAUGUCAGGGUUAGCAUGGAGACUUGACACAAGCAGGAAUAUUACAAGCCGACAGUUGCCUAGGCAUUUAGUUCAUCCCCAUUCUGGGUGGAUUACAUGUGCAUUAUCAAGAUGUUGAUUUGAAUGUGCCUUUAGCUUUAAUUCAGGUUAAUCUGACUAUACCCUCACAGGAAACGAGGACUGAACUGUAUAAGCUUUCUGUAAGAGUUUAAGCUUAAUGCUGUUAAAUACAGUAUACAAUACUUAAUUCACUAAAUACAGUAUAGUGAAUGCAAGGCAAAUACAGACAUAUUUCAAAUGAAACAUUUCCCUUCUGCGUAAUACAAUACCUCUAAAGACACUGUAUUCUGGAAGGUAAAUAACGUCCCUCACCAUCUUGAAGUAGAGACAUAUCAGUUGAUAUUUGCAGCUUUCCUCCACCUGUCAAAUACCACUACCUCAGAUAUCUCUGGAGACAGGAUCCCCUAUUACAGUCAGUCAGUCCUCUAGUUAUAGUUAGCUAUUAGGCUGAGUUGACAUACUUUCUCUCUCCCAUUCAUUGCCUUCUCAACCUAAUGAAAUGACACUAUUUGGUCUUAUUGUAGUGCACUGUUGACACUUUUUAUAAUUUAAUAUCACACGAUCACAGCUACCCCAAACCCAAGCCUAUUAGACAUGGAGAAUCACAUUAUGUACAUUACAUGCUAAGGAUAAAAUCUGAUAUCACAUCAUCAUAUUCCAGUGUGAUUCUUUUAAAACUCCACAGGCAAAUUGGUUAAUUCCGUCAUUGUUAAUGAAGCAUGUUUAAUAGAAUAAUGAAAUUAGGCAUGGCAAGGAAAGUGAAAAGCACCCGCUUCCCAUCCAAUGUGUGAAGCCUGACAGCUAUGGAUAAUCUCAUUCGCUAAGCAUAAUUAAUAAAAAGUGGUGUGAUUUUCUCUAAUGCGUACUGUCUUUCCUCAAGGGCAAGAGCAAUGCUGAACUACUUGGACAAUUUAUAGCUGACGGUAGCGACAAUAGUCACCAACGCUAUUCCUCUAGAUCUAAAGCAGUUAAAAUCAUUUAAGAACAUUCGGAUUCAUUAUUAUCAUACACAUCAAUAUAUUACAUGUACACUGUACACUACCGGUCAAAAGUUUUAGAACACCUACUCUUUCAAGGAUUUUUCUUUAUUUGUACUAUUUUCUACAUUGUAGAAUAAUAGUGAAGACAUCAAAACUAUGAAAUAACACAUAUGGAAUCAUGUAGUAACCAAAAAAAGUGUUAAACAAAUCAAAAUAUAUUUUAUAUUUGAGAUUCUUCAAAUAGCCACCCUUUGCCUUCAUGACAGCUUUGCACACUUUCAGCUUUACUCAUCAGGUUUGCAUUGUUACCAUAAAAGUGUUACCUUCAGUCCAUUUCAUUACUUUCUUUUCUUUAUUUUUUCUGGAAGUAGUAUUUGGGCUCAGAAUAUAUUGAGUUGAAUAUAAAUAAUAUGCAGUACAGGUAUUUCAUACACUGAAUAAAAAUAUCAACCCAACAUGCAACAAUUUCAAAGAUUUUACUGAGUUACAGUUAAUGUAAGGAAAUCGGUCAAUUGAAAUGAUUUCAUUAGGCCCUAAUCUAUGGAUUUCACAUGACUGGGAAUGCAGAUACAGUGCAUUCGGAAAGUAUUCAGACCCCUUGAUUUUUUUUCACAUUUUGUCACGUUACAGCCUUAUUAUAAAUUGAUUAAAUCGUUUUUUCCCCUCAUCAAUCUACACUCAAUACCCCAUGAUGACAAAGCAAAAACAGUUUUUUUUGCAAAUGUAUUAAAAAUAAAAAAAUAAAAAUAUCACAUUUACAUAAGUAUUCAGACCCUUUACUCAGUACUUUGUUGAAGCACCUUUGGCAGCCUCAAGUCUUCUUUGGUAUGACGCUACAUGCUUGGCACACCUGUAUUUGGGGAGUUUCUCCCAUUCUUCUCUGCAGAUCCUCUCAAGCUUUGUCAGGUUGGAUGGGGAGAUUCGCUGCACAGCUAUUUUCAGGUCUCUCCAGAGAUGUUCGAUCGGGUUCAAGUCCGGGCUCAGGCUGGGCCACUCAAGGACAUUCGUAGACUUGUCCUGAAGCCACUCCUGCGUUGUCAUGGCUGUAUGCUUAGGGUUGUUGUCCUGUUUGAAGGUGAACCUUUGCCCCAAUCUGAGGACCGAAAUGCUCUGGAGCAGGUUUUCAUCAAGGAACUAUCUGUGCUUUUCUCCAUUCAUCUUUCCCUCGAUCCUGACUAGUCUCCCAGUCCCUGCCACUGAAAAACAUCCCCACAGCAUGAUGCUGCCACCACCAUGUUCACCGUAGGGAUGAUGCCAGGUUUGCUCCAGAUGUGAAGCUUGGCAUUUAGGCAGAAGAGUUCAAUCUUGGUUUCAUCAGACCAGUGUGCUGCCAUGUGCCUUUUACUGAGGAGGGGCUUCCGCCUGAUUGGUGGAGUGCUGCAGAGAUGGUUGUCCUUCUGGAAGGUUCUCCCAUCUCCACAGAGGAACUCUGGAGCUCUGUCAGAGUGACCAUCGGGUUCUUGGUCACCUCUCUGACCAAGGCCCUUCUCCCCCGAUUGCUCAGUUUGGCCGGGCGGCCAGCUCUAGGAAGAGUCUUGGUGGUUCCAAACUUCUUCCAUUUAAGAAUGAUGGAGGCCACUGUGUUCUUGGGGACCUUCAAUGCUGCAGAAAUCUUUUGGUAUCUUUCCCCAGAUCUGUGCCUCGACACAAUACUGUCUCGGAGCUCUACGGACAAUUCCUUCAAUGGCUUGGUUUUUGCUCUGACAUGCACUGUCAACUGUUGGACCUAAUAUAGACAGGCCUUUCCAAAUCAUGUCCAAUCGAUUGAAUUUACCACAGAUUGUGAUGCGUGAUUUGAAGGAGUCAGGCGCAGGAGGGUAAAUCACAGUAUACAGAGUUUAUUCCGUAAUCCAGCGUAACCAGUCCAGUGCGCAAAACAGGCGCACUGGAACAAACAUGCACACGGGGAAAAUACCCCGGCAAUACAAAAUACUGAGCUCCACCGAGCUACUGAUCCUCACAAUGAACAAUCACCCACAAGGACAAGGGGGCAGAGGGAACACUUAAACACGUACUAAUGAGGGGAAUAUGAACCAGGUGUGUGUAAUUGACAAAACAAGACAAAUGGAAUGAUGAGAUAUGGAGCGGCAGUGGCUAGAAGGCCGGUGACGACGAAUUCCGAAGCCUGCCCGAACAAGGAGGGGAGGCAGCUUCGGAGGAAGUCGUGACACAGAUGGACUCCAAUGAAGUUGUAGAAACAUCUCAAAGAUGAUCAAUGGAAACAGGAUGCACCUGAGCUCAAUUUCAAGUCUCAUAGCAAAGGGUCUGAAUACUUAUGUAAAUAAGGUAUUUCGUUUUUGAUUUUUUUAUAAAUUUGCAAACAUUUCUAAAAACCUGUUUUCACUUUGUCAUUAUGGGGUAUUUUGUGUAGAUUGAUCAGGAUUUUUAUUUAUUUAAUCAAUUUUAGAAUAAGGCUGUAACAAAAUGUGGAAAAGGGGAAGGGGUCUGAAUACUUUCCGAAUGCACUGUAUGCAUCUGUUGGUCACAGAUACCUAAAAAAAAAGUUAGGGGCGUGUAUCAGAAAACCAGUAAGUAUCUGGUGUAACCACCAUUUGCCUCAUGCAGCACGACACAUCUCCUUCGCAUAGAGAUGAUCAAGCUGUUCAUUGUGGCCUGUGGAAUUUUGUCCCACUCCUCUUCAAUGGCUGUGCGAAGUUGCUGGAUAUUGGUGGGAACUGGAACACGCUGUCGUACACAUCGAUCCAGAUCAUCCCAAACAUGCUCAAUGGGUGACGUGUCUGGUGAGUAUGCAGGCCAUGGAAGAACUGGGACAUUUUCAGCUUCCAGGAAUUGUGUACAGAUCCUUGCGACAUGGGGCCGUGCAUUAUCAUGCUGAAACAUGAGGCGAUGGCAGCGGAUGAAUGGCACGACAAUGGGCUUCAGGAUCUUAUCACGAUAUCUCUGUGCAUUCAAAUUGCCAUCGAUAAAAUGCAAUUGUGUUCGUUGUCUGUAGCUUAUGCCUUCCCAUACCAUAACCCCACCGCCACCAUGGGGCACUCUGUUCACAACGUUGACAUCAGCAAACCGCUCGCCAACACUACGCCAUAAAAGCUGUCUGCCAUCUGCCCGGUACAGUUGAAACCGGGAUUCAUCUGCGUAGAGCACACUUCUCCAGCGUGCCAGUGGCUAUCGAAGAUGAGCAUUUGCCAACUGAAGUUGGUUACAACACCGAACUGCAGUUAUGUCAAGACCCUGGUGAGGAUGACGAGCACCCAGAUGAGCUUCCCUGAAACGGUUUCUGACAGUUUGUGCAGUUUGACAGUGCAUGUCAGAGCAAAAACCAAGCCAUGAGGUUGAAGGAAUUGUCCGUAGAGCUCCGGAAUAGGAUUGUGUCGAGGCACAGAUCUGGGGAAGGGUACCAAAAAAUGUCUGCAGCAUUGAAGGUCCCCAAGAACACAGUGGCCUCCAGCAUUCUUAAAUGGAAGAUGUUUGGAACAUCCAAGACUCUUCCUAGGGCUGUCCGCCCGACUAAAUUGAGCAAUCGGGGGAGAAGGGGCUUGGUCAGGGACGUGACCAAGAACCCGAUGGUCACUCUGACAGAGCUCCAGAGUUCCUAUGUGGAGAUGGGAGAACCUUCCAGAAGGACAACCAUCUCUGCAGCACUCCACCAAUCAGGCCUUUAUGGUAGAGUGGCUAGACGGAAGCCAAGCCUCACAUUUGGAGAAAACCUGGCACCAUCCCUACGGUGAAGCAUGGUGGUGGCCUCAUCAUGCUGUGGGUAUGUUUUUCAGCUGCAGGGACUGGGAGACUAGUCAGGAUCGAGGGAAAGAUGAACGGAGCAAAGUACAGACAGAUCCUUGAUGAAAACUUGCUCCAGAGCGCUCAGGACCUCAGACUGGUGCGAAGGUUCACCUUCCAACAGGUAAACGACGCUAAGCACACAGCCAAGACAACGCAGGAGUAGCUUCGGGACAAGUCUCUGAAUGUCCUUGAGUGGCACAGCCAGAGCCCAGACUUGAACCCGAUCGAACAUCUCUGGAGAGACCUGAAAAUAGCUGUGCAGCGAAUCUCCUCAUCCAACCUGACAGAGCUUGAGAGGAUCUGCAGAGAAGAAUGAGAGGAACUCCCAAAUACAGGUGUGCCAAGCUUGUAGCGUCAUACCCAAGAAGAAUCGAGGCUGUAAUCUCUGACAAAGGUGCUUCAACAAAGUACUGAGUUAAGGGUCUGAAUACUUAUGUAAAUGUGAUAUUUCAGCUUUUUAUUUUAUAAAUUUGCUAAAAUUUCUAAAAACCUGUUUUUGCUUUGUCAUAAUGGGUUUUGUGUGUAGAUUGAGGAGGGGAAAAAACAAUUUAAUCGAUUUGAGAAUAAGGCUGUAACGUAACAAAAUGUGGAAAAAGUCAAGAGGUCUGAAUACUUUCCGAAUGCACUGUAUGUACAUUAUAUGAAUCUAUAUCCAACCCUGUUCCAUCAUGACAAAAACUAUUUUGGAGAUGACAUAAUGGUGCGUAAUAUACUGUAAUGUAGGUUAACAUGUCUGGGGUUUCGCCUGGGGUUUUGUCAUGUUUUGUGUGGAUUCCCCAGUAACUGUCUGUCUCUGUUGUUGUGUUUCAGAGAGAACCAGUAUGCUGUCAUCCUUCAUCGGCCCCAUGAAGAUUAGAGAUACUGGGACAACAACAUCAAAAGACGAUGGAGGCACUUCAAGUAAUUUAUUUAUGUAUUUUCCUUUGAACGCUAUUCACUCACACCACAUUUCAAUCAGAGUAGCACACCAGCAAUUUAUCAGUUUAUACUUUCAAUUUACAGCUUUUGCUAAGCUUUCCCAUUUCGGUAGUUUGGCCUUUUCUUAAAAAUCUCAUAAACGUAAUGUGAAACUUCAUGGCGGUUUCCUCAAAUAUGUUUGUUCUUGUCUUGAUUGGGGAACAGAUAGCAGCAGCGUUGAGGUGAAGGAGAAUCGUCACAGCAGAAACCAAGUGGACUAUUCCACCAUACAACAGCCUGCACAUCAUCCAUCAGCUCUUUACACUGACAUCUCCAGAAGGCUCUCCAGGACUACUGGUCUACAGAGGAAGCAGCCAUUGAUGGAAGGAAAAGACAGGCUUCUCUAUGAACUCCAGUUGAUCUGUAAGAGGACGGCCCAUUGUUUUACGUCAGAUAGCGCAACGACUAUGUCUGCACUGUCGGUUGAGGGAGGACCAUCACCUGGGAGUGACGCCACCUGUUGGAAGACAAUGAGGACUUCCUGGUCUGUCACAAAGAAGAACGCCCUGGUGCAGUUGAACGAGCUGAGACCAGGUCUACAGUAUGAGAUAGCAUCCUGGACAGGGCCAGUUCACGCCCCUGUGUUCACUGUAGGAGUAGAGGUGAACGGCCUCAGGUUCGAGGGCCGAGGCCCCACCAAGAAGAAGGCUAAGAUGAAGGCAGCAGAGAUGGCUCUUAGGUCCUUCAUCCAGUUCCCCAACGCCCCUCAGGCUCACAUCACCAUGGGAAACCUAAACUUUAUCAACACCACAGCACCAACAGACUUCACCUCAGACCAGGCCGAUCUCGUCCCUGACACGCUCUUCAAGGAGUUUGAGCCAGAAGCACAGGAAGACCAAUUCCUUUACCACAGGACAGACGGAAAGGAGUUGCCAUUUGAGGAGCCACCAGCGCAGGGAGAUACACAACUCCUGUAUCACAGCCACAGGACAGGGGAAAAGGGACAGGAGUUGCUCUCCAGCAUUUGUAACCAUGGGAGACUGGUAUGCCUGACCCUUGACCUGAUGUCCUCAGCCAAUAGAAAGAGGCAGAGAAUUGGUUCCUCCAUUGUUGAAGAACUGAGGCCUGUGGCUCUGCUCAAUGAGUUAAGGCCAGGCCUGAGGUACGUCUGCCUGACGGAGAGAGUGCGGGGCAGGCCGAUCAGGAGCUUUGUGAUGGCAGUGUGGGUGGAUGGGAGGAUAUUUGAGGGCUGUGGCCGCAGUAAGAGACUGGCUCAAGCCCAGGUAGCAGCCUCAGCCCUACAGGACCUGUUUAACAUCAGUCUGGGGCCUGAGAGGAGCAUCAGUCAUACUGCCAGCUGGGCCAAGAGCUCUCAGCUACCUCAGGUGGGUACCUUACCUUCACUGGCUUACUGUAGGAGUUCUGAGCUGAACUCUAACCAUAAUCCUAACUCUGUUUUGUCUAGCUAUAGGGGAGAAUUCUUAAAUCUCAAUUCAUUUUGCAAUAAGUACCAAGCCUUGCUUGCUGUUCAAUGUCUUUCCAAUGUUGAGAUGCAGUGUUUCAAUUUGCUGUAAUUUGGAUAUAACAAUCACAGUGCAUGACGUUUUUGAUUCCUCCAAGUCAUUCACAUCCUCAUUGAAGUGCCCAGGUUGAACAGGGUUAUUGAACAUGCCCUGUCCAUUGCCCCCGUAGCUGCAGCAUGGCCAUCCAACCCAUCUUAUAAAUGGUCAUACUGAAUAUAGCUAAGAGGUGCUCAGACUGCCACCAAAUGGAGUGAAUCUUAUCAAUAUGCAUUUCAUGUCCAGGAGCCUCAGGACUAACGCUAUCCUGGCUUGCAUGCCCAACCACAGCAGCUUAACAACCCUGUUAUGUCUGUCUGGCCUCAGAAAAGCUGCUCCUUUUGUCAUCUUUUGCCAUGCUUUAGAACAGUAGUAUUCAAUCUUUGUUAGUGGGGACCGAUUUUUUUUUCUUCCAAGAAUUUCUUGUGACCCCACCCCACCCCACCCCAAAUCUAAUGACACAACCUUAAAAUCGGUAAAUUACAACAAAUAACCUUCAAUUCAUUGCACUUUAUCUCUUAUAAAAAUGAAAAGAAACCAAUAAAUACAUUUACUCAAUAGACAUUUAUUUUUCUAAUGACCUUAUUCAAAAACGUUUGUAUAUUGUCCCAUACAAUAAUCUGUACUCUUCUUUUUUUUCUCAAAAAAAUACAUAUUUUCUUAUCUGCCCUCAUAUUUAGUCUCACAUUGAAGUGUUUUACCAUUUUAUUUUCAGGACAACCAGGGCUACAAGUAGAAGGUAAAACAAUUUGACAUUGGUCAAUAUAACUCAUGAAUAAAGCUGUCAAUGUCAAUUAAAGAAAGGUCUGCCAAGCCAAAACCUGAUAAAAACAAUAUUUACACUACCGUUCAAAUUUUUCGAAUGCCAAGAGUGUGCAAAGCUGUCAUCAAGGCAAAGGGUGGAUACUUUGAAGAAUCUCAAAUAUAAAAUAUGUUUUGAUUUGUUUAACACUUUUUUGGUUAGUACAUGAUUCCAUAUGUGUUAUUUCAUAGUUUUGAUGUCUUCACUAUUAUUCUACAAUGUAGAAAAUAGUAAAAAUAAAGAAAAACCCUUGAAUGAGUAGGUGUGUCCAAACUUUUGUCUGGUGCUGUAUCUCAAUCGUAUCAAGGACAUUUCCCUCAACAAAGUAUUUAUCAGCUAAAUCAGUGCUUGUCGGGGGCGCCGUGAGAGUUAUUUAAGAUACUCUUCAAAGAGUACCUUCGAACGACUCUUGUUUGGCUUGUGAUAGUGCAAAGCAGGUUACAUGCGUCUCCGUGAGAGAUGGAUCACAAAAAUGUGUAGCUCAAACCGUUCAGACUUUACAGACAUUUUUGUGAGAAGAACCGUUUUCAGGAUCCACCCUUGUCUCACAAACACCACUCUGGCUCAGCCCCCAUUAAUCACACAGACUAAUGGUUGGUAUCAGCGGAUGCAGAAUAAAUAGGUGAAUCCAAUGCAAUAACCCAUCAGUAAAACACACAAUGUUUCAAAGGGGUUAGAAGUCCAAAACGCGCCGGUGUCACAGUGAGACUGUAGGAUGAACCUUAUCAUCACAACCUAUUAGCGAUCAAGGAGGAGCCCCAGACUGAAGGAGAUUUAAAUUAAGAGGAUGUCACGCCCUGGCUCUGGGGACUCUAGUAUGUUGAGCCAGGGUGUGAGUUUUCAUUUGUUUUUCGUUCUAGUCUAUGUUGGCCAGUGUGGUUCUCAAUCAGAGGCAAUGUGUAUCAGCUGUUGCUUGUUGUCUCUGAUUGGGAACCAUACUUAAGCAGCCAGUUUUCCCACAGUGGUUGUGGGAUCUUGUUCCUGUAUAGGUUUGUGUUUUGCACCUUUAGACGUCACGUUAUCGUUUGUUGUUUUUGUUCGUGUUAUCAUUCAAAUUAAAUAAAUAUGUUCACCUUCCACGCUGCGCCUUGGUCCUCUGUACCCGACGAUCGUGACAGAAGAUCCCACCAAGACAGGACCAAGCAGCGUGAAGAGGAGAGAGGAUGGACCUGGGAUCAGUUGAGUAGGAGUCUCGACUGGGCCAAGCCAAGUGAAGAGCAGAGAGGUUGGACUUUGGAGCAGUGGGGUGAGAGUCUGGCGAGAACUAGGGAGGCCUGGUCCACGGGGAGGAGAGACACCCAGAACAUUUUUAGGGGGGGGCUCACGCCGUGGACGACGGGGCAGCAGGAGGCCGCGAUAGAGCGGUCCAGCGGGUUGGCAGAGGAGGCCGCCAGGUUAAGGGGGCCACUGGUCACAAAGGGGAAGGAAAGUGUAGAGGCACGGCGAGAGGUACUGGGGUGUGUUACCAGUCCGGUCCGGCCCAUUCCUGUUCCCGCGUAGGGCCAGUGGUGUGUGUCCCCAGUACGGUCCGGCCUGUUCCUGUCCCUCGCACCGAGCCUGUGGUGCGCGUCGCCAGCCCAGUCCGGCCUGUUCCUGUCCCUCGCAUCGAGCCUGUGGUGCGCGUCGCCAGCCCGGUCCGGCCUAUUCAUGCUCCCCACAUCGAGCCUGUGGUGCGCUUCGCCAGCCCGGUCCGGCCCGUUCCUGCUCCCCGCACCAAGUCAGUGGUGCGCUUCGUCAGCCCGGUCCGGCCCGCUCCUGCUCCCCGCACCAAGUCAGUGGUGCGCUUCGUCAGCCCGGUCCGGCCCGCUCCUGCUCCCCGCACCAAGUCAGUGGUGCGCUUCGUCAGCCCGGUCCGGCCCGCUCCUGCUCCCCGCACCAAGUCAGUGGUGCGCUUCGUCAGCCCGGUCCGGCCAGCUCCUGCUCCCCGCACCAAGUCAGUGGUGCGCUUCGUCAGCCCGGUCCGGCCCGCUCCUGCUCCCCGCACCAGGUCAGGGGUGCGUUUCGUCAGCCCGGCUCGGCCCGUUCCUGCUCCCCACACCAAGCCAGUGGUGUGCGUCGUCAGUCCGGCACAGCCCGUGCCUGUUCCACCGGUGCCUGGUUCGGCACGGGUCAGCUGCUUCACGCCGGAGCUAGAGCAAUCCGCUCCACCAGUGUGCAGUCCAGCUCCGGUCAGCAGGGCCAGACCGGACCAGGGGUACUUUGGGGGGUUAGAGAGGGAGUGGGGAUCAUGCCCGGAGCCGGAUCCGCCGCCAAGGCGGAGUGCCCACCCGGUCCCUCCCCUGUGGUGUUUGGUUGGCGCGGUCAGAGUCCGCGCCUUUGGGGGGGGGUACUGUCACGCCCUGGCUCUGGGGACUCUAGUAUGUUGAGCCAGGGUGUGAGUUUUCAUUUGUUUUUCGUUCUAGUUUAGUAUUUCUAUGUUGGCCAGUGUGGUUCUCAAUCAGAGGCAACGUGUAUCAGCUGUUGCUUGUUGUCUCUGAUUGGGUACCAUACUUAAGCAGCAGGUUUUCCCACAGUGGUUGUGGGAUCUUGUUCCUGUAUAGGUUUGUGUUUUGCACCUUUAGACGUCACGUUAUCGUUUGUUGUUUUUGUUCGUGUUAUCAUUCAAAUUAAAUAAAUAUGUUCACCUUCCACGCUGCGCCGUGGUCCUCUGUACCCGACGAUCGUGACAGAGGAGGUGUGAAGAGCAUAUUAAUAAUUACUGAAUACGCUCAUUACGCAUCAUUACCCAUUACCUUGUGCCAUCGCCAUUUAGAUAAUGUAAUUUCCCCUUUCCUUUCAUCUCUCCAAGCUUGAUAUCAGGGGAUGGGUGGGCUGAUAUCAGGGGAUGGGUGGGAUGAUAUCAGGGGAUGGGUGGGAUGAUAUCAGGGGAUGGGUGGGAUGAUAUCAGGGGAUGGGUGGGAUGAUAUCAGGGGAUGGGUGGGAUGAUAUCAGGGGAUGGGUGGGAUGAUAUCAGGGGAUGGGUGGGAUGAUAUCAGGGGAUGGGUGGGAUGAUAUCAGGGGAUGGGUGGGAUGAUAUCAGGGGAUGGGUGGGAUGAUAUCAGGGGAUGGUUGGGAUGAUAUCAGGGGAUGGGUGGGAUGAUAUUUACAUUUAAGUCAUUUAGCAGACGCUCUUAUCCAGAGUGACUUACAAAUAGGUGCAUUCAACUUAGGAUAGCCAGUGGGACAACCACCCUUUUUUUUAUGGGGGGAUGGGGAGGGGGGGGGGGGGGUGGUUGAAGGAUUACUGUUAUACUAUUCCAGGUAUUCCUUAAAGAGGUAGGGUUUCAAGUGUCUCCGGAAGGUGGUCAUUGACUCCGCUGUCCUGGUGUCAUGGGGGAGCUUGUUCCAACAUUGGGGUGCCAGAGCAGCGAAUAGCUUUGACUGGGCUGAGCAGGAACUUUGCUUCCGUAGAGGUAGGGGGGCUAGCAGGCCAAAGGUGGAUGAAGGUAGUGCCCUCGUUUGGGUGUAGGGUCUGAUCAGAGCCUGAAAGUAAGGAGGUGCCGUUCCCCUCAAAACUCUGUAGGCAAGCACCAUGGUUUUGUAGUAAAUGCGAGCUUCAACUGGAAGCCAGUGGAGUGUGUGGAGGAGCGGGGUGACAUGAGAGAACUUGGGAAGGUUGAACACCAGACGGGCUGCAGCGUUCUGGAUAAAUUGUAGGGGUUUAAUGGCACAGGCAGGGAGCCCAGCCAACAGCGAGUUGCAGUAAUCCAGACGGGAGAUGACAAGUGCCUGGAUUAGGACCUGUGCCGCUUUCUGUGUAAGGUAGGGUCGUAUUCUGCGAAUGUUGUAGAGCAUGAACCUGCAGGAUUGGGUCACCGCUUUGAUGUUGGCGGAGAACGACAGGGUGUUGUCCAGGGUCACGCCAAGGUUCCUUGCACUCUGGGAGGAGGACACAAUGGAGUUGUCAACCGUGAUGGCGAGAUCAUGGAGUGGGCAGUCCUUCCCCGGGAGGAAGAGCAGCUCCGUCUUGCCGAGGUUCAGCUUGAGGUGGUGAUCCGACAUCCACACUAAUAUGUCCGCCAGACAAGCAGAGAUGCGAUUCGCCACCUGGUUAUCAGAAGGGGGAAAGGAGAAAAAUAAUUGUGUGUCGUCUGCGUAGCAAUGAUAGGAGAGACCAUGUGAGGAUAUGACAGAGUCAAGUGACUUGGUGUAUAGAGAGAAUAGGAGAGGGCCUAGAACUGAGCCCUGGGGGACACCAGUGGUGAGAGCACGUGGUGCGGAGACAGAUUCUCGCCACGCCACCUGGUAGGAGCGACCUGUCAGGUAGGAUGCAAUCCAAGAGUGAGCAGCGCCGGAGAUGCCCAACUCGGAGAGGGUGGAGAGGAGGAUCUGAUGGUUCACAUUAUCAAAGGCAGCAGAUAGGUCUAGAAGGGCAGAGGAGAGUUAGCUUUAGCAGUGCGGAGAGCCUCCGUGACACAGAGAAGAGCAGUCUCAGUUGAAUGACCAGUCUUGAACGAUAUCAGGGGAUGGGUGGGAUGAUAUCAGGGGAUGGGUGGGACGAUAACUUGAAUGAUCAUGUAUUGUAUGUAUUAUGUAAAUUAAGUGGAUGAGUUAGCCCCCCAAAAAAUAUAGUCUCAUCAUUCCCAAAUAUACUCUCAAUAUAAUGCUCAUCUAAUACUGUAUGUCUCAUGGAGAGUUGACAGAGAAGAAACCUCUGUCAGAGUAAUUGAAAGCACUGUCACAGUGUGCGUCACAGUGUGCGUCCCAAAUGACACCCUAUUUCCUAUAUAAUGCACUACUUUUGACAAGAGCCCAUAUGGGACGCAGGCUUGUGUCACAUCCACCAUACCUGAUGAUCGAUGUCAACUAUUAUCUGGUUGUUUUGGUGACUGUGAUAUUGAUUUAGCAACUAGUGGGCAAACGUUUGUUUGCUCUACUAUCUGUUUAUGUAGAUGUGAAUACAGCUGUUAUCUUGACCACUCUCUGUUUGAUUUGGAAGUAAUCCAUUAACUUGUGUGAUUGCAGUGCUUUGCAGAGUCAAUCUUCCACUUGGUGAGAGAGAAACACAGUGAGCUAGCUGACUGUUGCUGCACUACCUCCCAGUCACACAGCCGUUACAAAGUACUGGCAGGCAUCGUAAUGACUAGAGGUAGGCUAUGGGCUGCAUCCAAAUGGUACCCUAUUCCCUAUAUAUAAUACUCUACUUUCAACCAGCGCCCAUAGGGCUCUGGUCAAGUAUUGCAUUAUGUAGGGAACAGGGUGCCAUUUGGAAUGCAACCAUAAUGACACUUUUCAUUGACUUGUAAUACCACAUUUAAAUAUGUUUCUAAUUUAAAGAGAAAUGAUGCAUCUCUCUUUAAUACAACUGUAGAUACCAGCAUCAAAAUGUAUGAUAAUUCAUAAAUUAUUCAAAUGCCUUUGAAUAUAGGCCUUUAUAGGCCUAGAUGUGACAUUCCCACAUCAACAGUAUGCCAGUCAACUGGGAGUGCAUAUUAGUGACUUCAGUUGAAGCCAGCAUGGUUUGGUUAUUCGCAAACCUGAACAUCUAGGAAACUCUCAUCAGACAGUAGACACUCCUUGGAUCUUAUAGAAUACCUAAGAUGAGAGAGUGGGCAAAACCAUAGAAUUACAAUGAAUUAUAUUUUAUUCAUUCUAUUUCUAUGGGCACAGCGCUUCACAGGUAUUGCCGUCCCAAAAGGCAGUGAAUCCAAUAGGAAUCCCUCCCAGACUUUCAUUCAUAUAGAAGACCUCACAAGAAAAGAAGCAGUUGCUCAGCUUGCUCUGCAACACAAGAUGCAACUUUAUACCAUCACGAUUGAUGAGAUAAGACAGUCAUUACCAUCUUUGUAAAUAUUUCAUGAGGUGCUGUAGUAAGACAACAACUUAGUUGUUGGGUCUUACCUGGUUAAAUAAAGGUUAAAUAAAAUAAAAUAAAAUAGUAGGACACUGGAGCAUUAAAUUCUGUCCUGUUAGUCAUUUCUUAUUCAGAACCAUUUAUUUAGUAAUCUUAGUCUAUUACAGUGAUAUUUUCAUUAGAUGAAGUUGUUUGUAAGGACAUUUCCUGUUUGAGGCCAAAUUACUGUAACUGAUAUCCAAAAAGACAAGCGUCUGGAUGUAUCCCAAAUGGCACCCUAUUCUAUUCCCUAUGUAGUGCACAACCUUUGGCCAGGACCCAUGGGCUCCAAAGAAGUAAAACAAAAAAGGGCAUUAUAUAGGGAAUAGGGUACCAUUUGGGACGUGGACAAGACUCUCAACGCUAUUGUAUAAGUGUUCCUUGCAGUUUUGUUUGUUGUUGGUUAGUAAGAGACAUUGUGUAUUGUUCCCUGCCCAGGUUUUGAUGUGAGGCGAGGCCAGGUGGUGUCUCUGGGGACAGGGACCAAGUGUUUCAGUGGAGCGUGUGUCAGUGACCAGGGAUGGACGGUUAAUGACUGCCAUGCUGAGGUCAUCACCAGGAGGGCUUUCCUCCGCUUCCUCUACACCCAACUGGAGCUCUUCCUCUGGUAAUAUACUGUAGGUUAUAAACUGGGUGGUUUGAGCCCUGAAUGCUGAUUGGCUGACAGCCAUGGCAUAUCAGACCGUAUACCACUGUUAUGACAAAACAUUUAUUUUUACUGCUCUAAUUACGUUGGUAACCAGUUUAUAAUAGCAAUAAGGCACCUCUGGGGUUUGUGAUAUAUGGCCAAUAUACCAUGGCUAAGGGCUGUAUCAAGGCACUCCGUGUUGCGUCGUACAUAAGAACAGCCCUUAGUCGUUGUAUAUUGGCCAUAUACCACACCCCUCGGGCCUUAUUGCUUAAUUAUAUACUAUAAACUGUACUGUAAUAAACUGUAUAUAUACUGUCAUAUACUGUAUCUUUACACAAGGGAAAGCGUCCCAAAUGGUACCCUAUUCCCUAUAUAGUGCAAUACUUUUGAACAGGUUUCUGGGCUCCGGUAAAAAGUAGUGCACUAUAAAGGGAAUAGGGUGUCAUUUGGGACACAUACAAGGCCUCAACCCUGAGGAUGAAGUUGAAUAAUCUUUGCUUGUAUACUUUUAAAUGGAAGUUGCAAGUGAAACAUUUUAUAUCAGCUAUUACCUAUCUGCGCUGAUGUUUUGGUGCCAUAUUAAAAAGAGCCACUUGUAAAUGUUAUUUUAUGCCCGUGCACCAUCACUCCAGAAUCAAUUUUGAUUCUUGAUUAACACAUUGUACUAAAGGUGCUUUUUAAAUCCCUGAAUAACUAAACGUGUUUCCAUCAACGUCAAGUGCACAAGGAUGAUUGAAGUAGAGAAAUGUUUAACAUAAAACACCCUUUUCAUCUCAAAAUACACUACAUGACCAAAAGUAUGUGGACACCGGCUCGUCGAACAUCUCAUUCCAAAGUCAUGGGCAUUAAUAUGGAGUUGGUCCCCCUUUGCUGCUAUAACAGCCUCCACUCUUCUGGGAAGGCUUUCCACUAGAUGUUGGAACAUUGCUGCGGGGCUUCCAUUUAGCCACAAGAGCAUUAGUGAGGUCGGCACUGAUGUUGGAUGAUUAGGCCUGGUUCGCAGUCGGCGUUCCAAUUCAUCCAAAAGGUGUUCGAUGGGGUUGAGGUCAGGGCUCUGUGCAGGCCAGUCAAGUUCUUCCACACCGAUCUCGACAAACCAUUUCUGUAUGGACCACGCCUUGUGCACAGGGGCAUUGUCAUGCUGGAACAGGAAAGGGCCUUCCCCAAACUGUUGCCACAAAGUUGGAAGCACAGAAUCGUGUAGAAUGUCAUUGUAUGCUGUAGUGUUAAGAUUUCCCUUCAUUGGACCUAAGGGGCCUAGCCCAAACCAUGAAAAACAACCCCAGACCAUUAUUCCUCCUCCACCAAACUUUACAGUUGGCACUAUGAAUCGGGGAAGGUAGCGUUCUCCUGGCAUCCGCCAAACCCAGAUUCGUCCGUCGGAAUGCCAGAUGGUGAAGCGUGAUUCAUCACUCCAGAGAACGCGCUUCCACUGCUCCAGAGUCCAAUGGCGGUGAGCUUUACACCCCUUCAGCCGACACUUGGCAUUGCGCAUGGUGAACUUAGGCAUGACGUUGCUUCCAGAGGCAGUUUGGAACUCGGUAGUGAGUGUUGCAACUGAGUACAAAUUAUUUUUACGUGCUACGCGCUUCAGCACUCGGCGGUCCCAUUCUGUGAGCUUGUGUGGCCACUUCACAAUAACAGCACUUACAGUUGACUGGGGCAGCUCUAGCAGGGCGGAAAUUUGAUGAACUGACUUCCUAUGAUGGUGCCAUGUUGAAAGUCUCUGAGCUCUUCAGUAAGGGCAUUCUACUGCCAAUGUUUGUCUAUGGAGAUUGCAUGGGCGUAUUUUAUACACCUGUCAGCAAUGGGUAUGGCUGAAAUAGCCGAAUCCACUAAUUUUAAGGGGUGUCCACAUACUUUUUGUAUAUAUAGUGUAGAUUUAUUUGGGUGAUUAGGCUACAUGUGACAAUUUAUUUGAAAGUUCAUACUCAAAAUGAUCAUAACAACAUCAUUUCCUUGUUUAGUAACUGGCCAGACAGUUUGGAGAAGUCAAUCUUUGUGCGAGACAAAGAGUCUGGGUACAGACUGAGAGAUGGUAUUCUGUUCCAUAUGUAUGUGAGCUCAUCGCCCUGUGGAGACGCACGCCUCAACUGCCCCUACGAGGUAACAGCUACACGUAAGAAAUGUCUACAUUUUUAUUUCACUUUAUUUCAUUCAUACUUGCAGUCGACAAGACUGAAUUAAGAAGAAUGUACAGUUACAUUAAAACAAUGCUUUAAAUUAUCUACCUGUACUGUGAUUCGUAGAGCAGGUUUGCAUUUGUUGGUGCUACAUCAGUUGUCUCCUCCCUCAGACCACAGCUGGCACAGAUUUGUAAGGAAGUUGCGCUGCCAUCUGAGGAUGAAGAUGGAAGGCGGUGAGGGUACACUUCCUGUCAGCGUACGGCGAGCCAAUCAGAAAUGGGACAGGGGGUUGCCGAGGGAACCUCCCGUCACCAUGUCCUGCACAGAUAAAAUGGCCAGGUGAGCAGCAGCUAGACAGUGACAAUUUUCACUGAGUCACAAACGUAUAACAUACUGUAUAAAGGGGGCUUGUCUUUCUCCCUUUGUUCCAAUGGGAAUGUUCCAGGCUGCAUCUCAAAUGGCACCCUUUUCCUUAUAUAGUGCACCACUUUUGACAAGGACCCAGGGGAUCUGGUCGAAAGUAGUGCACUAUAUAGGGAAUAGGGUGCCAUUUGGGACGCUGCUCCUAGUCCUGCUUGAUCUCUAGCCUUAUUGCUUGUAUCUCCAGGUGGAAUGUUCUUGGUCUCCAGGGCUGUCUCCUGUCUCACCUGGUGGAGCCGGUGUACCUCCACAGCCUCACUGUGGGCAGCCUGUGCCACACGGGUCACCUGGGAAGGACCAUGGCACGACGCAUGGGGCACAUCGCCCCCCUGCCCUCCUCCUAUAGACACAACAGGCUACUCCUCGGCUGUAAGUCACCCAGAUCUAAGAGAUGAUAACAUCAUAUGGUUACUUCAGAUAUUUAGGUUCACAUUACAUGUCUAGGAGUCAGAUCAUUGGGCAGUAACUCAGGGUUAAAAAUGUUAGAAGGAGGAAAGGAAAGGUCAUGAGGUCAUUCUGUUACCUUGCCUGGUGAAGACGUUCCUCUCGUUCCCUACGGUGAGGACCACCUGAGCGUGACUCUGUUCCAGGACAAACACCUCGUUCUUCCAGAUGUUCUUCAUGGUCUUGUCUCUUCCACUAUGCCUCUAUGCUGGCUCAUGAUGUGGUAUCUGAAGAGUGCAUGUUAAGUACGUACCUGUCCCUCUCUGCUCUCCCUCCUGACCCCAGUCUCAUCUCUGUGUGGUCUCCAGGCCUCAGCAGCAGUGAGGGUCGGCAUCCAGGGAAGUCCCCCAGCUUCAGUGUGAACUGGAGUGCUGGAGAUGGGGAGCUGGAGGUGGUGGAUACCUCAACAGGCAGGAGGAAAGACUCAGGGACACCAUCCAGACUCUGCAAGAGAUCCCUUUUCACUCGUUGGGAGAGACUACACCACCAGGUUAGUCAUGAACAGGGGAGCUAUACAGUAUACUUUACCUGGAACCAGUGGAGGCUGGUGAGGGGAGUACAGCUCAUAGUAAUAGCUGGAAUGGAAUAAAUAGAAGGGUAUCAAACAGGAUGCCGUUACAUUAAUUCCGUUCCAGACAUUACUAUGAGCCCGUCCUCUGAGCCACCAGCCACCACUGCCUGAAACCCACACUGCAACCCUGAGUCCACACUUUGAUACUUAUUUUUUACAAUGCCAUCCAUUGAUACUUCCAUUAGGUUGUAAGCAGAAGCUCUAAUGUAUGUAUUGCAACUAUGGCAUGUGAUCUUUUGUAUUACUGCAGUGAGGAGAGAGGUAUUAACAAACUAUUUGCUUACUGCAGAUAGUGGAAAAGACCAUACUUACAAUGGAGAUGCCAUCCAUCUUUGUUCAAUUGCACACUGCUGGCUCACCAAGCAUUUCUGUCUCCAUUUAACACUCCUUAUUUCCACUGUGAAAUGAAAUACAGUGGGGAGAACAAGUAUUUGAUACACUGCCGAUUUUGCAGGUUUUCCUACUUACAAAGCAUGUAGAGGUCUGUAAUUUUUAUCAUAGGUACACUUCAACUGUGAGAGACAGAAUCUAAAACAAAAAAUCCAGAAAAUCACAUUGUAUGAUUUUUAAGUAAUUAAUUUGCAUUUUAUUGCAUGACAUAAGUAUUUGAUACAUCAGAAAAGCAGAACUUAAUAUUUGGUACAGAAACCUUUGUUUGCAAUUACAGAGAUCAUACGUUUCCUGUAGGUCUUGACCAGGUUUGCACACACUGCAGCAGGGAUUUUGGCCCACUCCUCCAUACAGACCUUCUCCAGAUCCUUCAGGUUUCGGGGCUGUCGCUGGGCAAUACGGACUUUCAGCUCCCUCCAAAGAUUUUCUAUUGGGUUCAAGUCUGGAGACUGGCUAGGCCACUCCAGGACCUUGAGAUGCUUCUUACGGAGCCACUCCUUAGUUGCCCUGGCUGUGUGUUUCGGGUCGUUGUCAUGCUGGAAGACCCAGCCACGACCCAUCUUCAAUGCUCUUACUGAGGGAAGGAGGUUGUUGGCCAAGAUCUCGCGAUACAUGGCCCCAUCCAUCCUCCCCUCAAUACGGUGCAGUCGUCCUGUCCCCUUUGCAGAAAAGCAUCCCCAAAGAAUGAGUUUAGACCAAAAAGCUAUAUUUUUGUCUCAUCAGACCACAUUACCUUCUCCCAUUCCUCCUCUGGAUCAUCCAGAUGGUCAUUGGCAAACUUCAGACGGGCUUGGACAUGCGCUGGCUUGAGCAGGGGGACCUUGCGUGCGCUGCAGGAUUUUAAUCCAUGACGGCGUAGUGUGUUACUAAUGGUUUUCUUUGAGACUGUGGUCCCAGCUCUCUUCAGGUCAUUGACCAGGUCCUGCCGUGUAGUUCUGGGCUGAUCCCUCACCUUCCUCAUGAUCAUUGAUGCCCCACGAGGUGAGAUCUUGCAUGGAGCCCUAGACCGAGGGUGAUUGACCGUCAUCUUGAACUUCUUCCAUUUUCUAAUAAUUGCGCCAACAGUUGUUGCCUUCUCACCAAGCUGCUUGCCUAUUGUCCUGCAGCCCAUCCCAGCCUCGUGCAGGUCUACAAUUUUAUCCCUGAUGUCCUUACACAGCUCUCUGGUCUUGGCCAUUGUGGAGAGGUUGGAGUCUGUUUGAUUGAGUGUGUGGACAGGUGUCUUUUAUACAGGUAACGAGUUCAAACAGGUGUAGUUAAUACAGGUAAUGAGUGGAGAACAGGAGGGCUUCUUAAAGAAAAACUAACAGGUCUGUGAGAGCCGGAAUUCUUACUGGUUGGUAGGUGAUCAAAUACUUAUGUCAUGCAAUAAAAUGCAAAUUAAUUACUUAAAAAUCAUACAAUGUGAUUUUCUGGAUUUUUGUUUUAGAUUCCGUCUCUCACAGUUGAAGUGUACCUAUGAUAAACAUUACAGACCUCUACAUGCUUUGUAAGUAGGAAAACCUGCAAAAUCGGCAGUGUAUCAAAUACUUGUUCUCCCCACUGUAUGUAUGCCGGUGCAUUUUAUUGUUCCAAAUGCCAGUGGUUACAUUUUGAUGACUGUAGAGAGUCAUAAUUAUUUAGAAAAGCAUUUGAAUAGCUUCCCACAGAAAAGGCUUCAUGCACUCAGUAUCACGUGCAAGAAUAAACACAGUCAUCUACUAAUACAUCCUGGCUGUAGAGAGAGAGAGACAGAGAGAGAGAGAGAGAGAGAGAGGGAGUAGGAGAGAGGAGAGAGAGAGACGAGGAGAAGGUACGAGAGAGGGACACGAGAGAGACAGAGGAGAUCUUUUUCUGAGAGAGAGAGAGGAGGAUGAGAGAGGAGGAGAGAGAGAGAGAGAGAGAGAGAGAGAGAGAGAGAGAGAGAGAGAAUAAAGCAAAGCCUGUGGAAUGUUAAUUUGUUUGAUGAAAUGUAAAUGGGCGAAGAUAGCCCAGCUGUUGCAGUUUGUGUUGGCUCAUUAGUUUUUAUUCUGUCUGGGUGGUGUUUUAUUAACCCAAGCCUUUCUUAUUGUUGCUCUCUCUCUCCUCAGCUGAGCAGGCCAGGACAAGUGUUGGGUGACGAGAAGGCCAUAAAGACGUACUGUGGAGCUAAGAUGACAGCGGGGGCCUACCAGAGAGCCAAGCAGAAGUUUGUCCUCUCACUGCAGGAGGCAGGCCUGGGCAUCUGGAACAGGAAACCACCAGAACAGGAGCACUUCCAGAGCAGU